AUGUCAACUUCUGCAUCAAAACGUCGCCAUUCGCUCGGAACUCCAUUAAGAAACCUCAGAGAAACGAAUGCUCCUUUAAACGACGACGCCUCAGAGCUCAGAUCGCGUAGAAAAUCUUUAGCAGACUCAAUGCGAAGAAAAUCCUUAAAUGUUUCUGGAGGUAAUAGCGCUCCUGUUAGAGCCGGUAGUUCAGGUAGUCAAAACGCGUCAACUCCAAGCCAAAGAAACUCGAUUAAACCUUUGGAAGUAGUCACUCCUGUUCAAAAGAUACCAGAUGAACAAAUGCAUAUUAAUUUUGAAGAAUGGAUGAAAAUGGCGACCGAUAACAAAAUUAAUGCUAACAAUAGUUGGAAGCUUGCAUUAAUUGAUUAUUUUCAUGAAAUAACAUUAUUGAAAGAAGGCGAUUCUAUAAAUUUUCAAAAGGCUUCAUGUACAUUGGAUGGAUGUGUAAAGGUUUACACUUCACGCGUUGAUUCUGUAGCAACAGAAACAGGAAAACUUUUAAGUGGAUUGUCAAAUAACUCCAAAAAUAACGAUGAGAACGAUGGAAACGAUGAUGUCAAUCCCGAAAGUCGCACUCGCAAAAAGACUACAAGAUCGGAAACGACAUUGGCUAAAGACUAUAGUGCCCUGACUGUAAAGAAAUUUGACUUAGAAUUCUCAGUCGAUCCGCUUUUUAAAAAAACUUCAGCAGACUUUGAUGAAGGCGGCGCUCGAGGUUUGCUAUUAAACCACUUGUCAGUCGAUAGGGACUGCAAAAUCAUCUUCGAUGCGAGUGAUGCCAUACCUGAUGAAAACGGCAAUGAUACGUUGACUACAGAAGAUGAUAACGAACCAAAAAUUGACAUUACCAAACAUCGUUGUGGCAAAAUUUCUCUCAGAACUCCAACAAAUAUUCAACAAGGAGAUUUGUCCUUCAUUGAAGGAUUUUAA
Messenger RNA from Funneliformis caledonium, 933 nucleotides. The record is from the annotation of a GenBank genome assembly. NCBI's taxonomy places the organism in Eukaryota, Fungi, Glomeromycota, Glomeromycetes, Glomerales, Glomeraceae.